AUGAAUACAUAUAGUCGAUCUCCAUUAGAACCAGUUACUUAAAAUAAAGAAUAUUUUACAUCAUAAUCUUCAUCAAAGGUAAUAACUAGUACAGUUAGACAAUGUACUUCAGUGACCUAAAAUUUAGGAGUAUCUUAAAUGAAAAGAUCAAUGUAAAUAAUUGUGUUUAUUAUAAAAAGGUCUGGAAAUAACAUCUAUUCAUCAUAAAUAAAUAACCCUCCUCCAGCCAGAUAAUAGUUAGGUAAAAACCUUGAUAUAGUUUGUUUUUUGAUGGCUUGCGAAGUAGAAAGAUUUGUGGCUGAAAAUGAUAAACUAAAGUAUAGAAUAAAAGAGAUGGAUGAUAAAUUAUUAGAUAGAAAUAGUUAUGAAAAAUAAAUAGAAGAUUUGUAAGCUAGACUAAUGUAAAUGUAAUAUUAGGAGAGUAUGUACAGGUAAAUUAUAAUUAAAAUGUUUUAAGAUAAGAAGUCGAAAUUACAACUUCUCAAUAUAGUGAAGAAAUAGAGAGUUGGAAAAUUAGAUAUUUUAAUAAUGAGGAAAAAUACAGAAAUGAAAAUGAGUCAUUGAAAUAACAACUUUUAGUUGGAAAUUCAAAGUAAUAAAAAGAAAUAGAUGAUUUAAAGAGUUAAUUAAUAACUUAGAAAUAAAUGAAUGUAAUUGAACAUGAUUAAUUGUAUAUAGGAAAAUGA
Molecule: messenger RNA, 686 nt
Organism: Paramecium sonneborni
Lineage: Eukaryota; Ciliophora; Oligohymenophorea; Peniculida; Parameciidae
Source: the annotation of a GenBank genome assembly